AACGUAUUCGUACCGGUGGCUGUUUCAACAUCUUUCUUUAAGAACACAUUCGCUUUUGGGAAAUGUGGACUAAUGUACUGUUUGGUAUCCCCUGCGAGGGGAUAAAAAUAAUAUGGAACUUAAUUGUUACCACACCAGGCGAAGAACUGGAGCACAACAAGCUCGUCAGGCAGCUAGUCAAAGAGGUGCCAUCUGCUACUGCAGAACUUUGCGAGAAGUACAUUGAAACCGCGUGCGAGCAAAGUCUUAUUCGGCGGGGUAGCAGAUCAAAUCGCCGUGCCAAACGACGACCCUCCAUAGUGUACACUCUUCCGUUGUGGGAAGAGUUUGAAUUUUCCGAACUGCAACCAGAUUUCUGGUGCUAUGAAUGCCAUUCAGCAACAGGGAACCUUUUGAAAUGCGAAGAUUGCCACAGGUGCUUCCACGACUGCGAACCAUGUCGAAUGACGAUCGAGGAGAAACUGCUCGACUUGGAGCAAUUUGUACACAAAAAUAAGCGAAUCACCAUAUCUUCCUUCGGUGCCAAAUCUCCCGUCGCUUUCCUUCGGCGCCAGUCAGUAAUGUUUCCGCUGGACGAAAGCAAUGUUUCCACUACACAAAACAACCACCAAGAAGAAGACGACAUUACUUUUGUAGGAAAUCCUUCAGUUUCAUCAGAAGUGAAACGCGAAUUCUUGGCGGAACCGCAGGUGAAAGAGGAAGCGAACGAUGUGAAGAUACCGUUCAUCAUCGAUGACGAUGUACCGAAAUUUGUAGGCAUAGUGCGCCCGCCAAACCGCCGACUGGAGGAACGCCUUAAUACAUCUUCCAUCAAACCUGAAGUAAGUGACAUUGUCGAUCCUGCUUCCCAGCAUGCGGAGGAGCUAGAGAUGGUGAACCGUUUUUGCUAUGCGUGUCGUUUGCUGAGAAGUAAAGCAGACAACGUACUACCACAAGUAGGGAAGACGGAAUUGAACUAUUUACUUCAAUUCGUUUUCGAGCAGUACAAAUCCUGGCUUCAGGAGGACACGUUUUCGCUGAAAAAAAUGGGCAAUGGCAAGGUGCGUCCGACUCCAGCCUGGGAGCGGAAAACCAUAGAGGUUUGUAAAAAGAUGUUCCUUCGUCAGCCGUUAGCAUUAGCAGACAUCCGCAAGAAGAUCGCGGACGAAAGCUAUAACACCCUGGACGAAUUCCACGUGGACCUGCUAGAUGUUGCGCAUAACAUAGCGAUCGUGCAUGGCACAUCCUCUGUGGAGUACGAUGCUAUGAUGUAUAUGCUGGCAGAUUGCGUAUACGAUUUGUUCGAGAUUCUCCAAUGUCCCGAUUGCUACCGCCACUCGAACGAACAGGUUGGGCCGGACUUUUUCACCCGACCGUGCCGUACCCGACAUGAGCUGGUGUACGCAAAGCAGAAGUCCUUCCAGUAUUGGCCGGCCAAGGUUAUACGCGUCGUCAAUAACAAAUAUGAUGUACGCUUCUUCGGUGAUAAACAUCCACGGGCGCUAGUCGAUGCGAACUGCGUGAAGCCGAUCGACACCGAUCCCAAGGCGCUGAAGAUGAACAUCAAACAGCAGGGCCUUCAGCUGGCAAUGCAUGAGCUUCUCAAGCAUCAGACGCUUUUGGAUGGACCACGGGAAGCGUAUGCUUUUGGUUCAACACUUCAAGCACCACCGAGCAGUUCCAAUGUUAGCACAAACAUCGUAAAUCGCCUUGCAACGAUUAACCACGCAUCUUCUUCUCCCGCGAGGCUGAAAAUACCGCAGAGCAGCACCAACGGAAGUUCCCCGGCAGGUCCACUCCGACCACGAACAAAGCAAAACCUAAAACGAACUAUGAUCACUCCUAACAGGUUUAAAACACUUCUGGAGGAAACGCAUGAGCCGGAAGAGGUUAAAAAAAUUGCACUAACUGCACUCGAGGAGUGCGAGCAGCGAAACGAACGACAAUUGGAAUGGUUGAAACAACGGCAUCUCAAAGAAAUUAGGGAGAUUAAAACAAAACAAUGGUGCAUCUUCUGCCAAGAACUGGCGACUAUUCCAUGCUGUUUGAAUGCAUGGUACUGUUCUCUAAACUGCCAGGCACAGCACCGGCCAGUGCAUGAAGAGCAACAUCGGGUGGGUUUACGAUAAUGCUCAUGCCAUCAGGGGUAGAUCAUGCCGUUGGGAAGAUUAAAUUAAAGAAAGGUUCAACUUUUAUUGUAAUGGCGCUACAAGGCAGCGUAAAACAAGCCUUAGUUUCCCUAGUUCAAAUAAUUAUUUCUUUAUUUUUGCUUUACGACACCAAACAGUUUAUGAAUUUGAGUCUUUGAAAUGAAAAUAAAAACUAAAUAAUAAAUGAACUCUCAAAUGCAA
Anopheles coustani is the source of this 2330-nucleotide messenger RNA. RefSeq names its product zinc finger MYND domain-containing protein 11. The coding region runs from base 63 to 2108 and encodes 681 amino acids. Gene Ontology annotation, biological process: regulation of transcription elongation by RNA polymerase II. Gene Ontology annotation, molecular function: transcription corepressor activity; protein binding. The record is from RefSeq and is a predicted model, not a curated record. The transcript is spliced from 7 exons. NCBI's taxonomy places the organism in Eukaryota, Metazoa, Arthropoda, Insecta, Diptera, Culicidae.